GACCUAUUCCCUGCUGCACUGUGACACUGAAGCGCAGCAGCAGGUGCCGGGUGCUGGGCCCAGGCUGCCUCCCACCCUGCAGCCCAGAGCCGGGCUCCUGCAAAGACCUGCCACCCCUGAUCCGAAAGGGAAGGAAACACCACUGGAGACACUAUGCGUGAGUGCAUCUCUAUCCAUGUUGGUCAGGCUGGAGUUCAGAUAGGAAAUGCAUGCUGGGAACUCUUCUGCCUGGAGCAUGGCAUUCAGCCAGACGGCACCUUCAAGGAUCUGCAUGAUCAACUCAACUAUGAUGACUCUUUUACUACAUUUUUCAACGAAACAGUCACUGGGAAACAUGUGCCACGGGCUGUAAUGGUGGACUUGGAACCAACUGUAGUAGAUGAAGUGCGGGCUGGUACCUUCCGGGAACUUUUUCAUCCAGAACAGCUGAUCACUGGAAAGGAAGAUGCAGCUAACAACUAUGCCCGUGGCCACUACACCAUUGGCAAAGAAAGCAUUGAUAUGGUGCUUGAUCGUGUCCGUAAGCUGACUGAUGCCUGUUCUGGACUGCAAGGAUUCCUGAUCUUCCACAGCUUUGGUGGGGGUACUGGCUCUGGCUUUACCUCCUUACUGAUGGAACGCCUCUCUGUGGAUUAUGGAAAGAAGUCCAAAUUGGAGUUUGCCAUCUACCCAGCUCCUCAGGUCUCCACCGCUGUGGUGGAGCCCUACAAUUCUAUCCUGACCACACACACCACCCUGGAGCACUCAGACUGCGCCUUCAUGGUGGAUAAUGAAGCCAUCUAUGACAUCUGCCGCCGAAACCUGGACAUUGAACGCCCCACCUACACUAACCUCAAUCGCCUCAUCAGCCAGAUUGUCUCUUCCAUCACCGCCUCGCUGCGCUUUGACGGUGCCCUCAACGUGGAUCUGACAGAGUUCCAGACAAACCUGGUGCCCUACCCACGCAUCCAUUUCCCCUUGGUGACCUACGCCCCCAUCAUCUCCUCUGACAGAGCAUAUCACGAGCAGCUUUCGGUGGCUGAAAUCACCAGCUCCUGCUUUGAGCCCAACAACCAGAUGGUGAAGUGUGACCCAAGACAUGGGAAGUACAUGGCCUGCUGCAUGCUCUAUCGUGGUGAUGUAGUUCCCAAAGAUGUCAAUGUAGCAAUUGCUGCCAUCAAGACCAAGAGAACUAUCCAGUUUGUUGACUGGUGUCCAACAGGCUUCAAGGUUGGCAUCAACUAUCAGCCUCCUACAGUAGUUCCUGGUGGAGACCUAGCCCAAGUUCAGCGAGCAGUCUGCAUGCUGAGCAACACCACAGCCAUUGCAGAGGCUUGGGCAAGGCUUGACCACAAGUUUGAUCUGAUGUAUGCCAAGAGAGCUUUUGUGCACUGGUAUGUGGGUGAAGGCAUGGAGGAGGGAGAAUUUGCAGAGGCACGAGAGGACCUGGCUGCCCUGGAGAAAGACUAUGAAGAAGUGGGAACUGACUCAUUUGAAGAAGAAAAUGAUGGGGAGUAAUUUUAAAAUACACUUUGUUC
Messenger RNA from Harpia harpyja (harpy eagle), 1517 nucleotides. Its product is annotated as tubulin alpha-4 chain. Lineage: Eukaryota; Metazoa; Chordata; Aves; Accipitriformes; Accipitridae. Gene Ontology annotation, cellular component: microtubule; cytoplasm. The record is from RefSeq and is a predicted model, not a curated record. The transcript has 5 exons. The coding region runs from base 154 to 1497 and encodes 447 amino acids. Gene Ontology annotation, molecular function: structural constituent of cytoskeleton; GTP binding. Gene Ontology annotation, biological process: mitotic cell cycle; microtubule cytoskeleton organization.